Colletotrichum fioriniae is the source of this 396-nucleotide messenger RNA. Lineage: Eukaryota; Fungi; Ascomycota; Sordariomycetes; Glomerellales; Glomerellaceae. The record is from RefSeq and is a predicted model, not a curated record.
AUGGAACCACCACAGCUUAGUGACUUUGACAAGCUUACCAUAGGGAGGGUCGAUCUAGGUCUACAGGAUGUGAAGAUGAGGCUAAAGAUUUCCAGAGACGGCGUGCCAAUUUUCGUUACCGGAUCCAAAAAGGGUCAUAUGCCGGAUGGCAGCUCGCGUGACGACUUUCUCUGCGCAUCGGAUGUAGAUGGUCUUCCCUGGAAAGAAACAGACAGGCGUGUCAGCAAGAAUACUUUGUUGCUGAGAAAGGCUGAGUUCUGGGACCGCUUUGAUAUGGCGGCAGCCAUCGACAAAGCGCGUUGGGAGUCACUCCAGGACGCCAUGGCGAGAGAUGAGUGCAUCGUAGACAUCACCUUCGAGGGCGUCUCAGUCAAGGUGGACUCCUUCACAGCAUGA